CUAAACUGACGAUCUCCCGCGACGGGCUGGCCUGGUUGCCAUCGAAUCGCAGCGCGUAUACCCGCAAAUAUAGACUCAAUUGCAGACGUCACACUAACACGUGGGUGGAACCAGUAUCCAAUAAAUUUAUUGGCGAUUUUCCUCACGCUUCGACACUGGCCUCGGCGUAUUGGGCCACCUUUCUUGUUCGAUUUCUCAGCCAUCGUCCAUCUCGACAAUCUGUACAACAAGCGCUCACAGACCGCCCGUGCGAAGGCUACGCAGCGGGCACAACAUGCCGGACAGCCUCGCAGCACUCGAAUAUGCGCAACGCGACAUCGACACUAGCACUAAUGGACUAUGGUGGACCACCAGUGAUGGCUCAACCUUACUUCCCACACAAUCUCAAACACAUGGCGCUACCUCGUCUUCUCAUUUGUCUUCGCGCUCAUCGACGGAUGCCGGCACAGAUUCACAACCGUCGACUUCGUCAGGAUUAACCACCGACUCCCAGAUACCCGGCUCAGGCUCAGGCUCGAGCUCCGGCGCAGGUACUAUACCUGCGACAUCCACGUCCUUCAUUACUGGACUUUCUGGUUCUUCUUCGUUUAUUUCUACCACCAUUAUAACAUCUAUACCCUCUACUAUUACGUCUCCGUCUACUACAAUUACGACUAACGUUCCUACGACUAUAACGACUUCCACGGGAAUCCUCGUUUCGCAGACUGCCGUUGGAGAUGCGGGGUCUGCUGUAGUAGCAGGUCAGCCUGUCUGUAUUGGAGAUGGCGUGGACAUACAGGCCGUCGGGCUGCUCUCAACUCUUGUAUUACCAAGUGUAAUAGGAUUAAUUAUUUGGCUUAUUUUUGCGCUUCUACGACCGCAUUUCCGACAGGUGUAUGCCGUCCGAGAGUGGUUUCCCCCGCAAGAGCUUCGAUCACAGCCCUUGAGAGAUACUCUCUGGGCAUUUUUGUUUCCACAUGUACCCUUUGUACCUUCUAUUCCAGAUAAAUCCGAGCUUUCCAAAGCAGGCGCUGGUGCAGAAUUACCAUCUGACGGCCAGCUUAGCCAGCGUGUACUAUGGAUAUGUUUUCUUAUUGCCCUUGGGUGGUCUCUUCUUGGUCUGUUGGGUGCACUUCCGCUAUAUCUCGUGACUACUCCGUGUUUGGAACAAUCAUUUCCUCAAACACCAUUUGGUGGACUAUAUUCCACGCUCCAGGACCUUAGUGUCCUUCGUUUGUUACAGCUUCUCGAGAAUAAUGACAUCUCUACCUCAAGUAGAGCUGUGUCUAGGGCGCUCGUAAACGGCGUCGACGUUAAUCCGAACAUCAGGACCCGUCUAAUUAUCCUGACUGUUUUCGUGCUGGUUCUUGCCAUGCUUCCGGCGUUGAUAAAACUCAUGAAGGAGUUUACGAAGCUUGCCAAUUAUCGGAGGCACUGGCUUGAUGUCCGCUGCGAGGGCUUAGAGAUGGGUUGGCUUAGUGCUCAGAAGGCACCGGGUUUCGUCGGUUGGGGCGAAAAGCGUAUAAAGGAUUUUAUCACGAAGGAAGGCCUCAGCUCUUCACUCGAUAAAAACGGUGGAGGAAUAAGCGCGAGCGGAAACAUGGUCGGAAUCGGUUCGGGGUAUCGAGCUCGAACUACCAGCCAGAGGAACCGGGAACGCAACGACAGACCUUCGAACGAUGACGAGAAGCAGGAACUCGAGGUUGACAUCCGUAGUUUGUUUUCUGUUGGGGACACCGGUAUACUUCCGUCAUUGAUUCAAGAGCGCGACCGAAUUCUUGAUCAGCUUGAGAUGGCCGAAGCCCGUUAUAUCGCGUCCUUCAAGCUCAUGACCCCUGAUCCAUCGUCGGCAGAACUACCACUACCUCCAGAUGACGAAAAUAACACGAAGUUACGUAUUAGCAGACCGAAGGCCCUUGCAGGUUAUCAGCGGUCACGUAGUCGUCGAGGACGCCGGAAGGCUAGUGGAUCUUCUACCGCUCCGACGUCAUUCGUUGCCCCUUCUCAAUACUACAAACUUCGCAAUAUCCGCGGAAUCAGUGGAGGACGCAUCUACUCUCAGUCAGGAGAUGACAGCUUUACCGAAGGACCCUCGUUCGGUGAUAGUGUCCGUUCACGUAUCGUCGGUAGUCGGUUCCAAGAAUUCAGCAGUGAACAUGGCGGAGAACCUUUGCCUAUUGGUAGUCGUGUCACUCUGAACCAGGGUGAACUCGAACCCAUGACCCAAGAGCAAGUGGAUGCGUACGGACCGAGACAUGGAAUGGAUCCAUCGUCGGGGAACGAAGCAGACGUUGAAACUGUCCCUUUAACCGAUUCAGCAGGCCCCGAGACGUCGCGUGGGGUGUCAAGAGCAGACAAUGGCUCUCCUUCCACAGUCCUUGUCGAUUCCGUGAUGCACUACGACUCUUCCCCAGGACCUGACUCGGGUGCCGAAGAUGUCACUCCCUCAAGGGCUCGCCAUGUGCCACCAAAAUAUCCCGUAGAACGGCGAGAGACAUUUGCAAUGCGAACUCCAGGUAAUGAGGUGCAAAAUGAAGGACAAGUGCCGCUUCACCUACGUCUACAAUCUCAAGGACCUUUUGUCCGUCCACUCUCUGGCCUGGAUCACGAUUUCCUCGGCGCGGUUUACUCGGAUGUUCGUGAGUUGCGCACGAGGUUGAAGCAGAUCAAUGCCGAGAUCUCUGAAGUUCAAAACGACUGUUACAACGACAUCGCUGACGGCGCACGAAUCAAAGGAUGGUUGAUCACUGGCCGUGGGGUGCGGUUUUUGCCGGGUAUUGAGCUUAUUGAAGGACGUUCAAAAGACGACAUCUUAUGGGACGAACUACAACACGAGGGCCGGACAGAGAAGAGGAUUUCAUUUUGGUCAUUCGUGGUGAUGGUGACUGUUUUGUUAGGAGCGGGAUUGGUUGGUGUGGCCGGUCUCGCCGUUUCUACAGCGCCCAAUGUCGCGCAUUAUCUUCCUUUCUUCGGCCCCUUUAUUAAUGCUAGCGAGAAGAUAGGCCCAGGUAUCGCGAUUACGCUCGUUCCAGCGAUCCUCGCAACCUUGUUCUUUUUCACAGCAAUUAAAGCAGUUAAACGUGCUUCGCAGUACAGCGGUGAUAUUUCCGUAACAUCCGCAAGACUGACAACCUACAAAGCGACCUUCUUCAUUCUGUGCGUGAUCGGAGUUAUGUGGCUUACUGCAGUUGGUGCGGUCGUUUUUGCUAUGCGGGCCUUCGCGACUUCGUCCGCACGUCCGAGCAGCGUUGCGAGCGGAUCUAUUUAUAUGAGCGCCUUCUUCCUUGCUCUGGUCGUCAACUUCGCUAUAGUUGCACCUGGACUUCUGCUUCUUCAACCUUUCAGGUUGAAAAAUGUCCUCUGGAGAGAACGGCAAGCCAUUACUCCUCGCCAGAGGUUCCGAGCUCUUUAUCCAAGACCGUAUGAUCCGACAUACGCAACAGCGUGCUGUAUCCUUGCGAUCAUCCUCGCCUCGACAUUCGCACUCAUCUUCCCCUUCAUCGGCCCAGCUGUAGUGCUGUUGCUACUGCUAACGAUCGUCGCACACCGCUUCUUGGUCGGAUACGUAUAUGGUCGCACAGAUGCCCAGACCGGAGGACUUCUUCAGAUCUGGUUAUUAAAGCGAUUUGCGUCUAUCACGUCAUUCCAACCGAUUCUCCUCGGUCUCAUAUUUUUGACGAGGCGGUUGUUUGUAGAAGGUGGAAUUUUAAUUGGUGUUGGUGUAGCAGCUAUGGCGACGGUUGAAGUUUAUGCUUAUUGGAAGACGAGACUGCCGGGCAGGAAGUCGUUGACUGAUAAAACGCUGAAUUCGCUUGAACGCUUCGCGGGACAAGCGAGACCUGCUGGGAAGCAGAGCGUUUCGGAAACUGAAGGCAGUAAUGCUCUUGUCAAUGCUCCGCGAAUGCGGAGCCGAGGAUCUUUGGCUUCCGUGCUUGAGAUGAUGUCUUUGACUUUGGCAGUAAUGCCUACACCACAUCAAGCCCGCGGUGCUGUUCCGAUCGCAGAAACGGAAUCACUUGAUGACCUAACCGCAACCGACCGUGCAGCUCGCACGCACCCAGACGCCCCACCUCACCUCCCUCCACUUCCCUUCGCAGACCACGCCGAAGAGAUGGCAGGGAUUCUCUACGCCUCCGAGUUAAUCGCUCCCGCACCGACAAUAUGGCUGCCAAAUGACUCCGCAGGCAUUGCUCGCUCGGAAGCAUACGACCUAUCACGAUACCACGGCUUACGGACCACUAUAGACGUUCGAUCUCAUGACGAUGUUGUUAAUCCCCGACGACGAUCUUCUUCUCGACACCGAGCUGCGACUUGA
Fomitiporia mediterranea MF3/22 is the source of this 4294-nucleotide messenger RNA. RefSeq lists its product as uncharacterized. The transcript is spliced from 10 exons. The record is from RefSeq and is a predicted model, not a curated record. Gene Ontology annotation, molecular function: calcium-activated cation channel activity. The coding region runs from base 275 to 4294 and encodes 1339 amino acids. Gene Ontology annotation, cellular component: plasma membrane. NCBI's taxonomy places the organism in Eukaryota, Fungi, Basidiomycota, Agaricomycetes, Hymenochaetales, Hymenochaetaceae.